This is a messenger RNA of Saprolegnia parasitica CBS 223.65, 1678 nucleotides long. RefSeq lists its product as hypothetical. The coding region runs from base 20 to 1678 and encodes 552 amino acids. The record is from RefSeq and is a predicted model, not a curated record. The transcript has 2 exons. Gene Ontology annotation, molecular function: xenobiotic transmembrane transporter activity; antiporter activity. Gene Ontology annotation, cellular component: plasma membrane. Gene Ontology annotation, biological process: transmembrane transport. Lineage: Eukaryota; Oomycota; Saprolegniomycetes; Saprolegniales; Saprolegniaceae.
GCCUUUUCACCGCUAAGAAAUGACUGCCAAGAAAACGUCGAGCGAGCAGUCGUCGCUCCUCAAGGCCGAGGUCGAGAUGUAUGGCACGACCGACAAGAAGACGGACGAUGCGCCGGCCGUCCCGAUGCCGGAUGCAAUGAUCCCCGUUAGCCAAGAGAUCCGCGAGCUCACGAGCAUGGCUGUGCAGCUCUCGAUGCGGCAGAUGGUGCGCCAAGCCAUGACACUCACGGACGCAGCCUUCCAGGGGCACAUUGGCACCAAGCAGCUCGCCGGUGUUGCGCUUGCCGGCAUGUGGAUGGGGGUGCCCUCGGCCUUUAUCCAGUACUCGAUCCAGGCGAUCCCGACGCUGUGCGGCCAAGCGUACGGCGCGGGCAACAAGGUGCUCGUGGGCAUCUGGCUCCAAACGGCCGUCGUCUUUGCAAUCGUGACGUGCAUCCCGGUCAUGGUCUACUACAUGUUUGUCGGGCGCAUGAUUGCCUUGACGAUGGACGACGCCGAGACCGUCUACUACGGCAGUGAGUUUGCCAAGGUCAUGGCGCUCGGUUUGAUCCCGCAGUUCAUCUACAAUGCAUGUGCGUCCUACUUUGCCGCGCAAGGCAUCAUCAUGCCGGCGACCUUGUGCAGCGGCACGACGAUGCUCCUCAACAUCUUCUUCAACCAGCUCUUCAUCUACGGUGGCUUUGGCUACGAUGGCCUCGGCUUCAUCGGCUCACCGAUCGCGACCGUCACGAGCACGUACCUCCAGCUCAUCCUCUUUCUUCUCUACACGGUCGUGUGGAAGAAGUACCAUGUCGACUACUGGGGCGGCUGGUCCACCGAGUGUCUCAAGCGCGAGCGCGUCCAAAUCUUCCUCUCGCUCGCCGUGCCCAUGGGCAUGUCGUCGGUCGUCGAUUGGAGCUCGGCCGCCGUCGCGUCGGCCUUCUCGGGCUUCCUCGGGCCGCAGAUUGCGGCCGCCAUGUCGGUACUCAACGGGAUUUACGGUGUCGCCAACUCAUGCGUCUCGGGCUUCUCGAUCUCGACGCAGAUCCGUAUGAGCCGGUACCUCGGCCAAGGCCACGCGGUCGCCGCGAAGCGGGUCUUGCUGCUCGGCGCCCGCAUCGUCAUGUGCUCGGCGCUCGUGCUCAUGACGUCCGUCUACUUUCUCCGCAACUUCCUUUUCCGCGUCUGGAGCAACGACCCGGAGAUCAACGAGCUCUGCGCGUCGUCGCUCGUGUUCUUCAUCCUCUGCGUCAUGGUCGCCUUUGGCCGCUUCCUCCUCACGGCGUCGAUGAACGCACUCUCGAUGGCCGACGUCAACCUCAUGGCCAACAACGUUGCGUCCUGGUGCAUCUACGUGCCGCUGAGCUACCUCUUGCCCAUCACGCUGGCCAUGGGCAUCGAUGGCUUCUGGAUUGCCGAUACGUUCGGCGAGAUGUUCAAGUUCGUGGUCCUCGCCUGGGGCCUCCUCCGCGUCGACUGGCAAGCGCGCGCCGAGCAGGCCAUGGCCGCGGCCGAGAAGCCCGACAUGAUGCGCCCGGACGAGGAAGAGGCGCGGGAGCUUGUCGCCUAUGGCAACGAAGCACUCACACCCGGCAGUGCCCGGUCGCCAUCCGUGGCCUUUACGACGCGCACGCCGCACACGCCCACGCUCAUGCAGCGCGCCAUGUCGCUCACACCCAAGCGCACCAAGCACAUCUAG